This is a messenger RNA of Amphibalanus amphitrite, 1626 nucleotides long. Its product is annotated as skin secretory protein xP2-like. NCBI's taxonomy places the organism in Eukaryota, Metazoa, Arthropoda, Thecostraca, Balanomorpha, Balanidae. The transcript has 5 exons. The record is from RefSeq and is a predicted model, not a curated record. Bases 1 to 1626 code for a protein of 541 amino acids.
AUGUCUAAAAUUAUCGUUCAAGAACUGACGGCACUGCUGGAGAGGCAGGUGAAGAGAGCCGCCGAGGCCGACAAGCGCCUGGAGCGCUUGGAGAGGCUCCUAACCGGGGAGCCCUCCGCGGGGACGGACUCGGCAUCGACGUGCGACGACCGUGCCGAGUGCAGUGUGCCCGACAGUGGUUCAGGAGCGGUGAGCCGCAGGCUGGAGGACUCUGAGCUGACGCUCAAAUACGCCGUGAACCACGCCGGCGGAGACACGUGUCGCGCCGCUGGCGCCAUCUGUCGUGCGUGUGGCGAACCAGGACAUUUUGAGGUGGUGUGCCACCAGAGGGCGAGCACCACGGCCGAUCGUCCAGUGGCGACAUCUGCAGUGACGAGAGUACGAGACUCUCCGGGGGUGGCGCUAGUAGCGGUAGCCGCCGGCACCGCCGUGUCACCGCCGCCGGCGGACACGGGCGAAGCCGGGCACACUGCGCUGCAGCCCACGGAGCUGAGUGACGCUGCUGACGCCUAUGGAGCCUCACCGCCGCCGGCGGGAGGCAUCCCAACUUGGAGCACGGACCGAGUGCACGGAGCCUCGCCGCCGCCGCCCACCGAGCCGGCUGGCGCCCACGGAGCUUCGCCGUCGCCGACGGGAAGCCUUCCAACGCGGACCAGCCAUGCAAACGAAGCCGCUGGUGACGCCGUGUUGCCGCCGCCGGCGGACACGGGCCAGCCCGGGGCCACUGCGGUGCAGCCUGCAGGCCCGGAUGGAGCCGCUGAAGCCUACGGAGCCUCGCCGCCGCCGGCGGGAGGCCUACAAACGCUGAGCACGGGCCGAGGUGCAGCUGCCGGCCCCGCCGUGUCACCGCCGCCGGCGGACACUGGCCAGAUUGGGUGCACCGCCGCGCAGUCUACCAGGCCGGCUGCCGCCUACGGAGCCUCGCCGCCGCCGGCGGGAGGCCUACCCACGCGGACCAGGGACGGAGGUACAGCCGCCGGCUACGCCGUGUCGCCGCUGCCGGGGGACACCAGCCAAGCCGACUGUUGUGCGGCACAGCCCACCGAGCUGAGUAAGACUACUGACGUCUACGGAGCCUCGCCGCCGCCGGCGGGAGGCAUGCCAACUCGAAGCACGGAUGGAGGCCCAGCCGCCAGCACCGCCGAGUCGCCGCCGCCGGCGGGCACCGGCCAAGCCGGCUGUAGUCAUGCGGCGCAGCCUACCGAGCUGGCUGACGCCUACGGAGCCUCGCCGCCGCUGGCGGGUCCGCCGGUGGUGGAUGACCUGCUCGGUCCGACCGUCGAUGACGAGGUGUGGGAGGACGCUGAGGACCCGCUUCACGCAGCUGCCGUCGCAGCUAUGCUCGCUGAGCGGGAUACGGAGUGCGACUCGCGUCUGCCGCCGCUCGUGGCCCCGAGUCCAGGGGUGACCAGAGCCGCCGCUGGCCGCGACCCGUGGCCGCCACCGACACCGGAGCGACGCCUGCCGCGGACCUCCCCGUGCGACGGCGGGCGCGCCCGCUGCAAGAAGCGCCCGAGACGCCGCGGAAGAGAGCGCAGGCGCCGCCGUCUGCACCGCGCUGCGGUGGCCUUGUGCGCCCGGACCCCGGAGGGUCCGCUGUGGCGCCUUGGAGUGAAGACGAUGUGA